AUGAGCGAGAACGACAGCGACAGCGACGGUGGUAUAUCCCUCCGAGACGACCAGAAGCCUUACGAGGGACUCGUAGAAACUUCAGUAAAGCUUCGAGAUCUCAUGAGCCGCAAGCUGUCCGAUUACCAAGAUGUUGGAGCAAAGAUUGUUUGCAUGAACAAUUUGCUGAAGGAGAUGGAUCCUGAUUACGGCGACCGUAAGCAAAAGCCUUAUAAGAGAAUCAAAAUCACCUACAGAGAGUAUCCGAACACUGGCGAAGAGAUCAAGGCGGGGAAGAAGGAAUACGAGGUUGCCGUUAAGGUGAAACGCCCCGGAUCGUCUCGCCGAAUCACAUUGUCAAAAAGGAGGCUAGACGAAGCUGUGGACGGAGUGCUCAGCGCUGUGAAGGAAGCGAGAGAAUGUAUGACGUGA
Messenger RNA from Alternaria conjuncta, 411 nucleotides. RefSeq lists its product as uncharacterized. NCBI's taxonomy places the organism in Eukaryota, Fungi, Ascomycota, Dothideomycetes, Pleosporales, Pleosporaceae. The record is from RefSeq and is a predicted model, not a curated record. The transcript has 2 exons. Bases 1 to 411 code for a protein of 136 amino acids.